Puntigrus tetrazona (Sumatra barb) is the source of this 1500-nucleotide messenger RNA. RefSeq names its product phosphorylated adaptor for RNA export (gene phax). NCBI's taxonomy places the organism in Eukaryota, Metazoa, Chordata, Actinopteri, Cypriniformes, Cyprinidae. The record is from RefSeq and is a predicted model, not a curated record. Gene Ontology annotation, biological process: snRNA export from nucleus. The coding region runs from base 73 to 1143 and encodes 356 amino acids. Gene Ontology annotation, cellular component: nucleus. The transcript has 5 exons.
CGCGCCCAAUGAGAGCAGCCGUCGUCGGUGACGCUACAGUAAAUAUGUGCGCGUCACUUCCGGCUGUGAGAAAUGGCGGGUGAUGGGGAUAGAAUGGCGGAGCUGGAGGAUGGAGAACUGGAGUCUGAUCAGGAGGAGCGGGUUCAGGUGUCCUGUUAUCAGAGCAGAGGUCCGUCUCUGAGCUCAGCGUCCGUCUCGGUCUACCGCAGCCUGAAGAACACGGACUCCAGCGACAGCGACUCUGCGUCUGAAGACGAGGCCCUGCAGUGGAGACAGAAGCGGCUCCGCACCUCCGGCGCUCCCUCCGGACGCAGGGUCAACAACAUCUGGGGCUCCGUGGUGCAGGAGCAGAGCCAGGAGUCUGUGGCCGCCGAGCUGGGCAUCAUGGGAAUGGAGGGGAGCGUCAGCAUGAGCAGCCGCCAGAGCGAGACCUAUAACUACGUCCUGGCCCAAAAGAUGAUGGAGAAGGAGCGCGAGGAGGAGGAAGAGAGCUUGAGGAGCGCGCUGGACGGGGAGCUGGAGGGAUACAUGCAGGAGAAGAGCUGUCUGAAGAGAAAGAGGUCGGCCAAGGAGCGGCUGGGCCCUCGGGCUGAGAUGGACCUGAAGGGCCGCUACCAGCUCCAGGAGGACGACCCUGAAGAGAGAGUGGUGGAGGAGAUCGCUCACAGACUCAUGGAGCCGAAGAAGGAUCUGAUCGAGCGAGUGGUGAGAGUGAUAGGAAAGAAGAAAGCCAUCGAGCUGCUGUCAGAGACGGCCACCAUUGAGCAGAGCGGAGGACUCUACACCGUGGACGGCAGCAGGAGACGCACACCGGGGGGAGUGUAUCUGAACUUACUGAAGAACACGCCCAGCAUCUCUGACGGACAGGUGAAGGAGAUCUUUCUUGAAGAGAACCAGAAAGAAUACAGCAACAAAAAGUCGGCUAAGAGGCGACGGAAGCGAAUAGUAGCGAAGAAGAUGAAGCAGGCUAUCAGCACGCUCAACCUCCAGGAGCAUGACGACGUCUCACGAGAAACGUUUGCCAGUGACACUGAAGAGGCUCUGGGCUCGCUGGAGGAGGCCCCCGAGGGCCCGCCGGAGUCUGCACUGGGCACAGAGGAGAACCCUGUCGUGUACAACUCGGCCGACCUCGAGGUUUUCUAACACGUGCUAGUCUAGCCUGAAAGAUCUGGGAUUGACUGACUAAAGAUGAGAGACAACUGUCCUGACGGAUAGCACUUUACGUUUCUGCUGGUUCUUGAAAGACUGUAAGCAGCAGCCAAAGCUUGUACAGAUCUUCUAAUUCCUGCCUGGGUAACAUGUUGAUGAUGAUGUGAUCUUUCUGUUUGGAUGUUUUGCGAGCUUUUUGAUACUUUACUGCAUUUGUGGAAAAUUAUUCGCAGCAAGAAAAUACAAAUUGACUUCAGAAGAAUGCAGCUUGUGUUUUAGUCACCCAAGAUGCUCUAAACGUUUGUUAAAGGUGCAGUGUACAAUAAAUCAGUACAUGCUUGACGUAUAAAA